Molecule: messenger RNA, 7282 nt
Organism: Camponotus floridanus (Florida carpenter ant)
Lineage: Eukaryota; Metazoa; Arthropoda; Insecta; Hymenoptera; Formicidae
Gene: scrib
Product: protein lap4
Exons: 35
Coding region: 386-6586 (2066 amino acids)
Biological process (GO): neurotransmitter receptor transport, endosome to postsynaptic membrane; neurotransmitter receptor transport postsynaptic membrane to endosome
Cellular component (GO): adherens junction; postsynaptic density; postsynaptic membrane
Molecular function (GO): protein binding
Source: RefSeq, a predicted model, not a curated record
ACGUGCGUUCGCACUCGUUCGUGGUUGAUUCGCGUGGUUUUCGGGAGCAACGCGAACAACGUGAUCGUCGACGUGAUGACGUCAGAUCUCGAAGCAUAGGCCGAGAGUAACGCGAGUGUGUGUUUAAAGCCGAGGCCAGGCAGGGCGUGUGUGAAAUCGUGCGUCGUGCGUUCCUUCCUUCCGUCAUCGGAUGGAAGGUAUGUGCAAAUAACGGCGCGAGCGCGCGUCCGUUUGUCCGUCCGUCCCGUUUGUUCGUUCGUUCGUUCGUUGGUUGGUUGGUUCGUCGGUUGGUUUUUAUCCGCCGGGAUAGAAAUUAUGUACGGUGCUGUUUUAACGUGAUACGCGUGAAGACGGUGAAGAAUAGAAUAAAAAUAGUUAGAGUACCAUGUUCCGCUGCAUUCCGAUUUUUAAAGGGUGUAACAGGCAGGUGGAAUACGUUGACAAACGUCACUGCUCUCUGCCCUGCAUCCCCGACGACAUCCUGCGUUACUCCAGGAGUCUCGAGGAGCUUCUGCUGGACGCGAAUCACAUCCGCGAUCUGCCAAAGAACUUCUUUCGACUCCAGAGGCUGCGAAAGCUCGGCCUGAGCGACAAUGAAAUACACCGCUUGCCGCCGGACAUCCAGAACUUCGAGAACCUCGUCGAGCUGGACGUGUCCAGGAACGAUAUACCGGACAUUCCUGAGAACAUCAAAAAUUUACAGGCGCUACAGGUGGCGGACUUCAGCAGUAAUCCUAUUCCAAGGCUUCCAGCAGGAUUUGUACAGCUAAGGAAUUUAACUGUACUUGGACUUAACGAUAUGUCCCUUACAAACUUGCCACCUGAUUUUGGAAGUUUGGAGGCAUUGCAGUCGCUGGAAUUGAGGGAGAAUUUGCUCAAAUCCUUGCCCGAAUCGCUCUCACAGCUCUUCAAGCUCGAACGACUGGAUCUCGGUGAUAAUGAGAUCGAAGAAUUGCCUUCGCAUAUAGGAAAAUUACCAGCGCUACAAGAAUUGUGGCUCGAUCAUAAUCAGUUGCAACACUUGCCCCCUGAAAUAGGCGAGCUGAAAACGCUAGCGUGUUUAGACGUUUCGGAAAAUCGCUUGGAGGAUCUUCCUGAUGAAAUCGGCGGUCUCGAAUCGUUAACGGACUUGCACUUGUCGCAGAAUGUUAUCGAGAAAUUACCCGACGGACUUGGCGAACUGAAGAAAUUAACUAUCCUCAAAGUAGAUCAAAAUAGACUCUCUACAUUAAAUCCAAGUAUAGGAAAAUGCGAGAAUUUGCAGGAAUUGAUUCUUACAGAGAAUUUUCUCUUAGAGUUACCGGUAUCGAUAGGCAAACUUUGCAAUUUAAAUAAUUUGAAUGUCGAUAGAAAUAGUCUGCAAUUUCUACCGAUAGAAAUUGGAAAUUUGAAAAAGUUGGGUGUAUUGUCUUUAAGAGACAAUAAAUUACAAUAUCUUCCAGCUGAAGUGGGACAGUGCAGUGCCCUUCAUGUUUUAGAUGUAUCUGGCAACAGAUUACAUUAUUUACCAUAUUCUUUGAUCAAUCUGAAUCUGAAAGCGGUAUGGUUAAGCGAAAACCAGGCGCAACCAAUGUUAACGUUUCAAACAGAUGUUGACGAGGAAACGGGUCAAGAAGUAUUAACGUGUUUUCUUUUACCACAAUUGGAAUUCCAUCCUGAUGAUUCAGGUAGACUGGGAAUGUUGGUUGGUAUGAGAAACGUUCCAGGUGAGAUGCGUGAAUUGACAAGUAGUGACGAUGAAGGCUGGCAAGAAAGAGAAGCAUCAAGGACACAUUCAGUGAAAUUUACCGACGAACCACCAGAAGCUGAUAAAGAAACUCCAUUUGUACGUCAAAACACACCACAUCCAAAAGAGUUGAAAGCUAAAGCACACAAGUUAUUUAGCAAAGGGAAAAGUGAAAGUCGAUCAGAAUCUACAGAUGACCAGGAUGUUUCUCAAACAUUUGGAUUAGAUAAAACUGAACCAGAGACACUGACCAACACUGUAGAUAUGCCGCAAAGUGUUUCUGAACAAGAAGAACCUGUGGCAGAUACUGUACAAAAUAAUCAUAAAUUACCACUAACACCUGGUACCGAAUCAGAGAGUACAGAUAUUCAAAUUAAUAAAGAAAUAGAUGAGCCUCCUAUUCAGUAUGCUACAGAAUCUCAUUCGAAUGCAAAAGCUGAAAAUUCCAUCCCAGAAUCAAAAGAAAGAGAAGAGUAUGAGGAGGAAUCUGAAAACGAAGAUGUGCAAAGACACGUCGAAUUUAGUAUUGCAGAAGACGCUAAUAACGAGGAUAUUAGUGAGUCAAAUAAGCCCAAUAAACUUCAACGUAGAGACACUCCACAUCAUCUGAAAAAUAAACGCAUUCAUACGGCAAUUGACAAGGAAAAAGUUGCUUCCAUUAUAGCACAGGCACUUUUGAAAAAAUCUGAUGAAACUUCUACAUCUUUACCUUCACAAAUAGAGUCCACAGAAACCUUUGAUGCGCAUAAUCAAGAUGCGACGUCUGACAUUGAACCAGCACUGGAGAUACGGGAGGAGCAAUAUGAGAUUCAUAUAGAAAGAACGACAGGCGGAUUAGGUCUGUCAAUAGCUGGUGGUAUCGGAUCGACGCCUUUCAAAGGUGAAGACGAAGGCAUUUUCAUUUCAAGAGUUACUGAAGGUGGACCUGCGGACUUGGCUGGUUUGAGAGUAGGUGAUAAAGUGAUAUCCGUAAAUGGAGUAUCGGUAGUGAAUGUAGACCAUUACGAUGCCGUAGAAGUGUUAAAAGCGUGCGGACGUGUCCUUAUAUUAAAUAUUAUAAGGGAAGUUACGAGGAUAGUUCCACCCUACGAACAGGCACCGACGAGAAAAGAUUCCGUCUGCUCUAGUUUAAGCACAAGUAGAGCACCAAGUGCGACGUCUUACGUGUCAUCCACAGCGUUAUCGCAUACAUUAGAAAAUGGCGACGCAUCCGUGACCCAUGAAACUGCGAAGACAAAAAGGAUUCCCGAACCUAUAAAUUCUCUGAAGUCGAGUAGUGAACCUAUGGUGUCUGUUCUCUUUCAUACAACACUGAUACGAGACCAGAAUGGACUUGGAUUUAGUAUUGCCGGUGGGGAAGGUUCACCGCCAUUUAAAGAUAAUAGUGAUGCCAUAUUUAUCUCGAGAAUAACGGACGGUGGAGUUGCCCAAAAGGAUGGCAAAUUAUUAGUCGGAGACAAAGUAAUAUCUAUUAAUGGAGUAGAUAUGAGGGGAGCUAAACAUGAACAAGCUGUGGCUCUACUCACCGGUUUGGAAAGAUUUGUUCGACUAGUGGUCGAAAGGGAAAUACCGCUUUCUCAAGCAAAUCCCGCCUCCACCGUGGUAACUCCAUCGGAAAAAUCGCCGCGUGUUAUAGGUGCGCCGAAACCUUACACAGGCCUGUACAAUGCCAAUAGUUACAUGGCGAAUAGAUCUGGAUACGCCGGAUAUCGUCGUUCCAUGGACGCCGAUAAGGCACUGUCGCCAAGUCCCACUUCGAAGACGCCCCCGCCGACAUUACCUGCCAAGUCCGAUCAAGUCGUCGAAGAAAUGCCUAAGAUGAACGGCGUGAGUGAUUCGGGGAAGAACGUUUCGCCAACGUCCUAUGGCCCGAUUAAUCAAGCAUCGUAUCCGCAACCGGCUCCGAGGCAUAGCGUCACGCAGAUGACGUCACCUACCGUGAAUAAUAUCACCGGUUCCGCGACUACGACUACUCCCGCCUCUCAUGUAGAGCCUAGACCGGAUGAGACUGCCCAAGAGGAUAUACAGGUACCGAAGCCUAUCACCAACGAGGAAUUUCAAGCUAUGAUCCCCGCUCAUUUCCUUCGUCCUCCAACAUCCUCGCCUUCGCCAGACUCCCAUCAAGGCCCCAUUGUGACGGUGACGAUAAAGCAGCCUGAUACAUUGCCCGGGGAUGUUAGCUUCCCUCCAGCUCCCACUACACUCGGUAAAGUUACUGAGACCAUCACAAAGAGUACGCUCACCGAGACCGUCGUAACUAGGGUGACUGACAACCAGUUGGUACAACCGCUCAUUAUCGAGGACGUUAUCCUUGUGAAAGAAGGCUCACUGGGCUUCAGCAUCAUAGGAGGAACCGAUCACUCGUGUACGCCAUUUGGUACAAAAGAACCAGGGAUUUUUAUAUCUCAUGUUGUUCCUGGCGGCAUAGCUGCCAAGUCGGGUAAACUGAGGAUGGGUGAUAGGAUAUUAAAGGUGAAUGGUACGGAUGUGACAAAGGCCACGCAUCAGGAAGCGGUGAUGGAACUUUUAAGACCCGGGGACCAGAUUGUGCUCACUAUCCAACAUGAUCCGCUUCCGGAAAAUUAUCAGCUGGUCGAAAUAGAGUACAUCCCUGUGACAGAACUAGUGAUAACGAAGGAAGCAGGUGAAAAGCUUGGUAUGCACAUUAAGGGAGGUCGAAGAGGACAGAAGGGCAAUCCUCUCGAUCACACCGACGAAGGCGUUUUUAUAUCAAAAAUUAAUUCAGGCGGUGCAGCCAAGAGAGACGGACGAUUGAAGGUUGGAAUGAGGUUACUGGAAGUCAAUGGCACAUCGUUAUUAGGUGCGACUCAUCAAGAAGCUGUAAACAUCCUUCGGUGUUCAGGGAAUACGAUCACAUUGGUUGUGUGUAAGGGUUAUGACAAAAGUGACAUGGAACCGAUAUUAACAUUAUCAUCUGACAAUGGAGGUUCUAAGGAAGCUAAAGUGUCUAACGAAUCGAGGGAUCCACCCGCGGACGGUACUAAAUCGUUGUCGCAAAGUGUAUCCAGUUUAGAUCGAGACGAUGAGGAAGCUGCGAUUCUUAGGCAAGAGCAAGAAAUGAAAGCUGAACUCGUCGCUUGGGAACAAGAGGAACGAGAGCGAGCGCUUGUAGAACAGAGAGAAAAAUCUACACCCGAAAAAGUAAUGGAUGUUGUACGAGCAGCAGAAUCAUUAGUAAGCAAAUCGAAUAGCCCUGUCGACAUGGUACCACCAAAAUCACCCGGAGGUACCAAAGAUCUCAAAACCACGACGAUUGUUAUGAGUAAACACACACUAGCACCUCAGAAUCCUAAUAAUUCAAGAACGAAUGAGAUCUCUGGAAUGUCAACGGACUCUCCGUCUUCGUCGAAAUCAGCCACCCUUCCUAAGGCAGCCAGUUUCGAACGCUCUACUUCUAUGCACACUUUACCCUCUCCGACGAAAAAAAAAUCACUGUCUAAACGUAGCAUCACGUUUGCCGAUCUGCCGCCGAUCUCAAAAAAGAGCUCGAAUCUUAAGCCAUCCCAUGUCAAACCCACGUUGUCCGCAAUCAACGUUGUCGAGCAUCCAGUUCGGCAUCCUACGUCCACCCUUUCUCCGCGAACCAUCACAUCCUACGAAACACCCCAUGUACAGCACGCACGUUUCCGGCUUCCCCCGACACCUCUAACCGCCCCCGAAUGCUGGGGAGAUCUUGACACCUCGGCUUCUCUUAGCAAGCGACAGAUAGCACGUUCUGUUGAUGGGAAUUUUCAGGUUGAGCAAUCUCCAACUUCUUCUCCGACGCCACCAUUGACAAAAAUGUCAGUCAGCGAUAAAAAGAAGCUCUUUGAAAGUGCCAUGGAAGAACACUUGAAACCAUCACCUAAACCAGAUAAAAUAUUCAGUUUUUUAAGUCAGGACGAGGUAGAAAAAAUGAGACAAGAAGAAGAGAAAAAGAUUGCAACUUUAACGCGAGACGAAUUGAAAUCAUGGGCACAACUUGAUGAAAAUGAAGGCCUCGAAGAUCUGGAUCUCACGACGGACGAUCAGAAUAAUGGACGACCUAAUAGCCGACUGAGCUCGCGAACUUCGAUCCCUCUUAUCCAGAAUGUUCCCAGCAGCGUGAGGACAGCAAAAGCGGAACGUCGUUUGAAAGAACGAUUAAUUCAAGAGGGCCUUAUCUCGGACGAGGACGAGGAACAUCUUCUGAGCCCCGCAGAACAACGAGCGCUUAGAGCUGAGAAACGUGCCGCUUGGCGACAAGCUCGCCUUAAAUCUCUCGAGCAGGAUGCGCUCCAGGCACAGAUGGUGAUAAAAAAAAUGAGUGAAAUAAUGGACUCUAAUAAAAGCGAAGAUACACGCGAUGCGACUGAUAUAAUUGAUCCUGCUUCCGAUCAAGAGAAGACUGUCGAAUUCGCUACAUUACGGCCUUCUAGCGCGGAUUUUCCUAAACUCGCCGUGCGCAGUAAAGUGGGUCCCCCUAAAGAGAUACGCGAAUCUGAGAAAGUCGUGGACGAGAAGGUCACUCGGCGUACCGAGGAAUAUCUAGACGAGGUGACGGGUGAACGUCGUGUACGAACUGUCGAGUACGUCGAGAAGCUCAUUGAGCGUCAGGUGGAGACUCUGAGGGAGAAGAUUAUAUCUUUGGAAUUAAGUAACGCGGAGGACGAUGUGGAAAGUGCGAGCGAUGCCGGCAGCGAGAGCGAAGACACUGCAAUGGGACAAAAUAUCGCCGAUAGUACCGCGGUGGGAAAACCAGAUUCUCAUGUCACAACCGACACGACUGAAGAAGUCCCCAGUGCUAAGACUGAGGCGAAUGUCACCGUUGUUUCCACCAAGAAAAAGAAACGAAAGCGAUCGAAGAAAGGUCGCCACUGACAAAAAAUGUGCAUUUUAAUGAAUAGGUAUGGAACAUUGAUGUUAGAUAUAACUGAAUAAAAAUCUGCGAGAUCUUUGUUAACUUUAAUAUUCGACUAUCACACGCAAAUUAUAUGUUUAAAUAUUACUCUACAAUUAAAUUAACAUUUAUACUACAUAAAUGAAUUGUGUAUGCAUGUACGUGCACAUAUGUGUAUAUUUCGAAAAAACGAAAUCGACCACUUAUAAGUUUCCAUUACAUGGGUACAUAUUAUUGCGAUAUAUGUAUCUGCGGACGUUUUAUAUCUUUCCUUUUUUCACAGAUUAAUAUAAUAAAUUAUACAUAUAUAAACAAAAAAAAGAGUAGCCUGACUUUUUGCAUCGACAUAUUCGGUGAAAAAUAUAGAUAUUUAUACACAAAAGUUCAUGAUUGGUUUAGUAAGAUCGUUUGUACAAAUUUAUAAUUAGCAUGUUUAUUUAUAUGCGUAUAGACGUAGUUUUACAAAUCUAACAAGUAUAAUUACAAAUUGGUUUAUUUUAAUGUGGAACAAAACUAUUGCAUUUCCAUUAUACAUUAUCGAUAUAUUUUACAAAUAAUUUAUACAUAUCUCACGUUCAGUAUACUUAAAAUUUUCAGUAUACUUAAAAUUUUGCUAAUUUGAGAUUCACGAGGUGUAAAGUUAAAAAUAAAGUUUAAGGGAAAAAAUGAAAGCUUGA